AUGUCUUUGGAACUAAAAGAUGGACUAGGGGUGACUUUCAUCUCAGAUAUGCAAAAGGGAUUGGUUGAUGCUGUGAAGAAUACAUUGCCUAACUCUUACCAUAGAUACUGUGUGAGACACAUUGAGGCCAAUUGGCAGAAGAAGUGGAGAAGUGGACAAAUGAAGAAGUUGAUGUGGUGGUGUGCUUGGAGCACUUAUAAAGAAGAGUUCACAGACCAACUCAAAAAGUUGGGUGAAUUAUCCAAGGAAGAUAAUUCUUUUGCUACCAAGGAUCUGUUGCACUAUCCUCCACAAUCUUGGUAUAGAGCAUAUUUAGACACUAAGUGUAAAAACAUGAUGGUUGACAAUAAUUUCACUGAGUCAUUUAAUUCAUGGAUUCUUCAAGCUAGAAAAAUGCCAAUCAUCAGGAUGCUGAAGGAAAUUAGGACAAAGGUUAUGAGGUUGUUGGUUAAAAAUGAAGAUGAAAUCAGGAAAUGGGAUGGUGACUUUAGUCCAAAAUCUCUGAAGUUGUAUGAUGACUACAGGGAAAUUGCUCAUUACUGUAAGGUUGAGUAUAAUGGUGACUAUGACUAUGAAAUAUCUGAAGGUGAAGAUAGGCAUAUUGUUGAUCUUUCACAGAAAAGAUGCACAUGUAGAGUUUGGCAGUUAUCUGGAAUCCCUUGCCCCCAUGCUAUCAAAGCUAUCAUGUAUGACAAGGGUGAACCUAUGGAUGAAAUGCACUGGUUCUACAACAAGGAGGCAUAUUCCUUGACUUACAAGAACAAGUUGCAACCUAUUAGAGGACAACAGUUUUGGAAGAUUACUGAAGCUCAAGCCAUGGAUCCACCUGAUGUUGCCAAGACUGUGGGCAGGCCUAAAGAGAGAAGAAAUAGAGAACCUGAUGAAGCAAGCAAAAGGAAGGGAGAGUGGAGUCUAUCAAGAAGGGGUAUGGUUAUGACCUGCAGCAAAUGUGGUGAAGAGAACCACAAUGCUAGAGGUUGUUUCAAGGCAAGACUGAAGGCAAGAAAGCUGCAAGUGAGGCCACCAACUGGUACAAGAAGAAUGCAGGUUACUCAAGGUGCUGAUGGAGUGUCAAUGCCCACAGACUUUCCUUAUUCACCAACUAAAACAACUUGGGGAGACAAUGCAGCACUUACACCCAGGCAGCUUGAAACUCAAGCAAGAAGAAAGAGGAAGAAGAUUGAAUCAAAAGGGAAUGAAGCUGUUGUAGCAGAUUCUGGAGUUGAAUGUGAAUGUGAAUAUGAAUUUCAGUUGACUGUUACUGUUGACAUAUGA
This is a messenger RNA of Lycium barbarum (goji berry), 1275 nucleotides long. RefSeq lists its product as uncharacterized. Bases 1 to 1275 code for a protein of 424 amino acids. The transcript is spliced from 6 exons. Gene Ontology annotation, biological process: DNA transposition. The record is from RefSeq and is a predicted model, not a curated record. NCBI's taxonomy places the organism in Eukaryota, Viridiplantae, Streptophyta, Magnoliopsida, Solanales, Solanaceae. Gene Ontology annotation, molecular function: transposase activity; zinc ion binding; DNA binding.